AUGCCGUUCCUCGGAAUUCUCGACGACACGAAGCUGCCGCACGUCCCCGGCACCGUCAUACUCGAAGAAGACGCCGCGCAUUCGCAGGACGUGACUGGCGGCCUCAAACAUGGCACGGGGCGCAAUGCGCACAUCGUGCUGGUGCCACAGCCUUCCAACGAUCCCAACGACCCACUUAACUGGCCGUACACCAAGAAACUCACGGCCCUGGGCAUCACCUGCUGGGGGUCGAUCCUCUACGCCGCCGUGGUGAGCGCCAUGCUCAACUCGGCCUUCUACGAGAUGUCCAUCGAGAUCAACACCACCAUCCCCAAGCUCGUGCUGAGCUCGGGCUACCAGACGCUGGUCAUCGGCGUGACGGGACCCCUAUUCUCGGCCCUGUCGCGGAAAUGGGGCACCCGGCCCAUCUUCCUGUUCGCGUCCGUCUUCUGCCUCAUCGCCGACAUCGUGGGCUCGUGCGUCGACACCUACCAGGGCGUGCUCACCUCGCGGAUCCUGCAGGGGUUCGCCAUCGCGCCCUACGAAUCUCUGGUCUUCACCCUGAUCAGCGAUAUGUUUUUCGUCCACGAGCGUGGCAUCUACGCGUCCUGCAUCAAUUUCAUCCUGGCCGGCAUCUCGAAUUUGACCGGUGUGGUUGCGGGCCCGAUUGCGUCGAAUAUCGGAUGGCGAUGGCUCUAUUACCUCCUGGUCCUGUUCGGCGGGAUCCAGACCAUCCUCCAGUUCCUGUUCGUCCCCGAGACCAGCUACGUCCGCGAUCGGCGCUACGAGAUCGACGAGGUCAAGAACGACAACCUCCAGGACCUGGCCGCGCUCGAGUACCAGGAGAAACUGAACAUGGAGAAACCCGGCGUGGCCACCCACGCGGAGGAGACGGGCGCGACGACGACUCCGGCCUCGGACGAGGCGCGUGUCUACCACAAGAAGACGUGGAUACAGGAACUGGCCAUCUUCAGCGGCACCUACUCGAAUGAGAACUUCUUCCAGCUCCUCCUCGCGCCCUUCGCCGUGGUCCUCAACCUCGCCGUCCUGUGGAUCCUGAUCAUCAACUCCAUGUACGUGGUCCUGUACGUGGUCAUCGCGUUCUGCCUGGCCCAGCUCUUCGCGCCGCCGCCCUACCUCCUGAGCCCGGCCAGCAUCGGCUACCUCUCGCUGGGCCCGUUCGUGGGCGGCAUCCUCGGGUCCGUCAUAAUGGGCACGCUCUCGGACCCCUUCAUCAAGUGGUGUGCGCGCCGCAACCGGGGCGUCUACGAGCCCGAGUACCGCCUGAUCCCGUGCGUGCUGGGCGUGUGCUCGGGCGCGGGCCUCAUGCUGUUCGGGCACCUGGUGUCCGAGGGCAAGUCCCCCUACGCGUGCGCUACCGUGCACGGCCUGAUGCUGUUCGGGGUGAUGUUCCUGUGCAUCGGCACGUCCAACUACGCGCUGGACGCGUACCGUGGCAUGGCCAACGAGAUCUUCAUCGCCAGCAUGGCCGUCAAGAACCUCAUCCUGUAUGGCUUCAGCUACUUUGUCAACAACUGGACCGCCCAGGUCGGGCCCCAGCACGCCUUCUACGUCUGGGGCGGCGUUGCCUUCGCCCUCAUCGCCACCCUACCCUUCAUGUUCUUCCUGGGCAAGAAGUACCGCAGCUACUGGGCGAGGCAUAACCUGCUCGAGAAGAUGCAUAUCCGGACCCACGAGGAGUAG
This is a messenger RNA of Fonsecaea erecta, 1683 nucleotides long. RefSeq lists its product as hypothetical. The record is from RefSeq and is a predicted model, not a curated record. Gene Ontology annotation, biological process: transmembrane transport. NCBI's taxonomy places the organism in Eukaryota, Fungi, Ascomycota, Eurotiomycetes, Chaetothyriales, Herpotrichiellaceae. The transcript has 2 exons. Gene Ontology annotation, molecular function: transmembrane transporter activity. Bases 1 to 1683 code for a protein of 560 amino acids.